AUGCGCCCCGAGUUCCCGGGGCUGGUGGAGGCCGCAACCGAGACGGAGUGCACCGAGGCAUCCACUGAACCGGAGGAUGAACAGUGGGAAGAUGAAGAGCAAAUGUUUGUUUUUAAGGUGGCAAUUGUGGGCGACUAUAGCGUUGGUAAGACGUCCAUGGUAAAGAGGCUCCUCGACAUUCCGUACGAGAAAAUCGCAUCAUCAUCAUCAGCGCCACAACCACCAGGGUCCAGCCGGGAAGGUGAAGUUGUUUCCAAUUCGCUGCAACCCCUUCACACCACAACGCCGACGGUGGGAACCGAUUUCUUCUCCCGGGUCGUGCGGAAUGUGCGGGCGGGACAACAUGUGCGGCUGCAACUUUGGGACACAGCUGGGUUGGAGCGGUACGCCUCUGUGGACAAGUCCACAUUCCGUUGCGCCUCUGCGGCGAUUGUUGUGUUUGAUGUGAAAAAUAGGGAAAGUUUUGCUCAUGUAACCUCGCAACACCUCGACUUGGUCAUGCGGUACAACCCCGACAUCAGUGGUCGCCACAUUUUUGUUGUUGGAAACAAAGUGGAUCUUAUAGACAAUACCGAGGUUGAGGAUAUGGAUAGGCUUGUUACACAGCACGAGCUGCAGUUUGAGUUGUUUAGUGCAUUUCCUGACGUGCAAUAUUACGAGGUGAGUACACUAACGAACUAUGGCUUACGUGAAAUGCUACACGGAUUAUGCCACACUCUUCUCAACGAUCACACGACAUGUGAGGAGGGAAAUAUCAAAGAGAAUGGACCAACACCGGCGGAGCGAGGUCCGCUGCAUUCCCACCUUCCAUUAAACUUUGACACUGGGACUACAAUGGACGGAGAGACAGGGACGGAUGGUACUCUCUUUACUACAGACGGAGUUAUGGCGUCUGCACCAUCGCUAUAUUCACUGGGGUCGAUGGUUACCGUUAGAAGUGCACAAAUAGCUGAAAGUGGCUGGUUCACACCGCGGGAACGCGGAAGUGAGGGUGAUACGUGUGCUUGUGAUAAGUAUAUGACUGAGGAAGUGAAGGAAUCACCCACACAUGGCCCCUCCGGCACCGAUACCACACUUGUGGCUGAAGAUGUUGACGGUCAUGAGGAAACAGCAUGCUCUCAUAUGCACAUGGAUCCAACUGCAUUGCUCUCAUGUAAAGAGGAAGAAAGGGAUAUUACACUUUAUUCGGUGUGCUCAGCCCUAGAGAGCGGUGUCGUUGACAACAGUGUCGCGGAGGCGAGUAAUGGCAGUGGUUCAAUCGAUGCACUUAACAUGGGGGACGAAACGGGUGUUGAAUCCACUCGUCAGCAAACCAGCGCAGCGCCACCCAGCGUAGAGAAUACGGCUCGAUUUGUAGGUGGAUCGCAGCGUUUGCAUAACUCAAUGUCUAUGGACAGCUACUUUGGUUCCCUCUCCCAUAGUUGGGCCGCCACUGGUAGAAAUGCAAACGCCAUCAGUAGCGAUGACCACCCCGAAGCGUCAUCCCAUCGGAGGAGAAUUGACGAUAUGCUUAGGCGCAUAGAUCGGGAUGCUGAGCUGGAAAAUUCCCCUGAAAGUAGGCAUGUCGCUGAGGAUGUGGACUACGGGGCAACUCCCGUGGAUCACGGUAAUGAAAAGCCAUCUAAAGUUAAUUUGUCAUCGUGUUCGUGCUUCGGUUCGAAGGGUGACAGAUCCAAACGCUCGGGUUGUUGA
Messenger RNA from Trypanosoma brucei brucei TREU927, 1692 nucleotides. Its product is annotated as small GTP-binding rab protein, putative. The record is from RefSeq and is a predicted model, not a curated record. NCBI's taxonomy places the organism in Eukaryota, Euglenozoa, Kinetoplastea, Trypanosomatida, Trypanosomatidae. Gene Ontology annotation, molecular function: GTPase activity; GTP binding. Gene Ontology annotation, cellular component: endomembrane system. The coding region runs from base 1 to 1692 and encodes 563 amino acids. Gene Ontology annotation, biological process: intracellular protein transport. The transcript has a single exon.